AUGCCAGCCAUAAAGAACGUUCUCAUCAUCGGUGCAAGCGGCAAUCUUGGACCGUCUGUCCUCGAUGCACUGCUAGCUACCGAACAAUUCAACGUCUCUGUGGUAUCACGACCAGAAUCGAAGGCGACUUUCCCUUCCACAGUCAACGUCAUCCGAUCUGAUUAUUCCAUCGAAUCAUUUGAAUCUGCAUUCAAAGGCCAAGACGCUGUUGUGUCUACCGUAGGAAAUGAUGGCUUCGAGCAUCAGCAAAAGAUCGUUGAGGCAGCCAUCAAGGCAGGAGUGAAGAGGUUCAUUCCCUCUGAGUUUGGCAUCGACACAACUAGGGCCGACGUCCAGGCACACCUACCAAUUGUGAUGGCCUCUAAGAGAAAAUUCGUCGAGUUUCUUCAGAGCAAAGAAAAGGAGGGUCUCAGUUGGACAGCUAUUAGUUCUGGAGCAUUCUUGGAUUGGGGUCUCCAAUAUGGCUUCCUGGACUUCGACCUGGGCUCGAGAAAAGCCACCAUCUGGGACAAGGGCGAGACCUACUUCACCGCCAGUACUCUGGCGCAAGUUGGACUUGCUGUUGCUCGAGUCCUGCAAAAGCCGGCCGAAACCGCUAACCGCUAUGUAUACAUCUCUUCUGUACGUACGUCCCAGAAAGAGAUUCUCGGAGUUCUUGAGAAGGUCACAGGCCAGAAGUGGGACGUCGCGACUGUGGAUACCGCCACAAAGGUGCGGGAGCUUCAGGGCAAAUUGAAUUCUGGGGAUUACAGCGUUAUCUAUCCGUUGAUCGCUGCGGCUAUCGUCGCGCUUCCGUUGGGCGAUCUGACUAAGUCUGGCUUGGAUAAUGAUCUACUCGGUCUGAAGCAAGAACAACUAGAAGAUGUCGCUCAGCGGGUCAUCAAGACCUAA
Molecule: messenger RNA, 891 nt
Organism: Aaosphaeria arxii CBS 175.79
Lineage: Eukaryota; Fungi; Ascomycota; Dothideomycetes; Pleosporales
Product: NmrA-like family protein
Exons: 3
Coding region: 1-891 (296 amino acids)
Molecular function (GO): oxidoreductase activity
Source: RefSeq, a predicted model, not a curated record